Molecule: messenger RNA, 981 nt
Organism: Coccomyxa subellipsoidea C-169
Lineage: Eukaryota; Viridiplantae; Chlorophyta; Trebouxiophyceae; Coccomyxaceae
Exons: 8
Coding region: 1-981 (326 amino acids)
Source: RefSeq, a predicted model, not a curated record
AUGAGCCUCUGCUCCAAGAAGCAGCAGCAGCCGCCGAAGAUGCUCUCUGCGCGGAGAAAACUGAAGCUUGUGUGCGAGCGGUACGGCCUGGACUAUGCGGAUCUGGCGCAGCACUCGGAUGUCCUUGGCCUGGACAUUCAGGGCAUAGAGCGCGACUGCCAGCGAAUCCACGAGAUGCUGGAUGAGCUGUACAACAACAAAGGCUGGACGGUGUCACACGAGUCGGAGGUGAAAGUCACCUACCGGCACAUCAAAGGCGAGCCCUAUCACAGUGUGAGGCUGGAGGCUGUGUUGGAGGCACCGAUAGAGCAUGUGCUGGCUCUGGCGGCUGAGUAUGACCUGACCAAGAUGUGGAACAGCUUCAUGAAGGCCAGCGACAUCCUGUACGCCGAGUUGCCGUUCUUGACAUGCAUUUAUGGCAGCCUCUGGACGCCCGUCGUGACAUUCGAUGCCUGUGUCAAGGCAGAGGGAUACGACCUUGGAGAGGAGGACAGGAGUCUCUUAAUAAGCCUGACUAAUAUGACUGAGGAGGAAAUCGCCAGAAUAGGCGUCCUGCCGGACGGCCACGAACGCCGUCGUCGUGCGAUCAUCGGCACCGGCAGCUGCUUCCGUGUCGAGGCGUUGCCUCCCACUGCAGGCACGCCUACCACGUUACUUUUCAACGGCCGGCCUCGCACAAGGGGAAUGGUGAUGGGUCAUCUCAACCCGCGGCUGCCCUAUGUGCCGGCCUUCCUCGUCAACUUCGUGCUCAAGGUGGCCUCACCUGUCAUCUUCAAGAUGAUGAAGAAGGCUGUGGCAGAGCUAUUCCAGGAUCCCAGCGGCCUCUUCUGCCAGAGGAUGAAGGCAAAGCCAGAGGUGUACGCUGCCACGCAAGCUCGCACAAAAGCCCUGAUGAAGAAGUUUUAUGGCGUGGAUGACUACGCACCUGCACUGACUCGCAGCUCACCAGCUGGCAAGCUUACUAGUGGUGAAAAGGACUAA